Blastomyces dermatitidis ER-3 is the source of this 3006-nucleotide messenger RNA. RefSeq names its product glycerol:H+ symporter. Lineage: Eukaryota; Fungi; Ascomycota; Eurotiomycetes; Onygenales; Ajellomycetaceae. Gene Ontology annotation, biological process: GPI anchor biosynthetic process. Bases 481 to 2571 code for a protein of 696 amino acids. Gene Ontology annotation, cellular component: endoplasmic reticulum. The record is from RefSeq and is a predicted model, not a curated record. The transcript has 4 exons.
GGAUAACCACGAAUUUAUUAAGCAAGAAAGAUGUUUGUUACAACUUUAAGAUAAGAAAUGUAUAAAGCAAAUAAUAAUAUAGCAGAAAUGCAUAGCAUUCUUUCAUAAAGAAAGCAACUCAAGGAAAAGAACACACGCAGGGAGCAUUUGCUGGCAACUCUAUCCAACCUUGUUCUCGGCUUCUGUCAAUCACGUGUCAGCUAUUUCAACCUCGCUCUUCUCCGCCCAUCGCGACAAUUCCCUCUGCUAAAGACCCUGAAAAAAGGGGAUUCUCCAGACGCAGAAACCAUGUCUCGAUAAGCUCAUCUCUCAUUUGUGAAAAUUCCACUCAAACCUCGAAUAGUAGCCCUCACCCUCAUUUAACCCCCCCAACCGCUUGGCUCUUGUGACUCUCCCCUUUCUUCCAGCGUCCGUUAGCUUCAACCGUUGCUGGCCCAGCGGUUGCGCUGAGUACUGAGUUUCUUGCCUAUCGUUGAAAAUAUGGGUCUUGCCUACUGGUUCCGCAGGCUUUACUCGCUCGAUACUCUUGACACGCGCUUUGUCCCGUCGAACACGCCGCUGAAGGCCGUCCUUGCUAGUGAGCCCCGAACAGCGUCCGUGGAUAAUGGGGUUCUAGGACACGCGGAUUCGAAAGAGUUUGAAAGCGGGAAUGAGGUCUGGGCAAAAGCGCAAACUGAAACACAAACACAAACACAAACACAUGCGCAAUUGGGAGAAGGCCGGGUCAGUGCUCUUUCUGGCACUUCGCUGACGACAUCCCCGCCAAGGUGGAAUACGGUCGAGUUUUAUGUCUACUACGUCGUGAUUCUUACUGCGGUGUCAAUGAUGUUUAAGGCUGUUUAUGAUGUUUCGAAGGAAUCUCACCCGAUGUAUUCGAAAUACUCGCAUCUUUUAGACGAUGGAUGGAUUAUGGGGAGGAAAGUCGACAAUUCCGACUCACAAUAUGGGACCUUUCGUGAUAACAUUCCCUACCUCGCCCUGCUCUUGGUGAUCCAUCCUUUACUCCGACGAGCAAUUGACACCUUCCUUCCUCCGACAACAAGCGCGAAUUUGUCCUCACCUCAAUCUGGUAAAAUUAAGGAUGAUGAAAACGCUGGAUAUGAUUCAGUAGCUGCGGACUUGCGGCUCAAACGGAGAGUCGCUUUUGAUUAUUACUUCGCGCUGGUAUUCAUUGCCGCCUUGCAUGGAUUUUCAGCUCUCAAGGUUCUAGCCAUUCUCGCCAUUAAUUAUAAUAUCGCCACAAAACUACCACGGGACAAGAUCCCAGCGGCGACGUGGAUUUUUAACAUUUCCAUAUUAUUUGCAAAUGAAUUGUCGAAUGGGUAUCGUUACGCAGAUAUUGCAAGAUUAUUUACAUCGACGUCUGCUGCCUCAAGUGCAGGGGAAGAUAGUAUGCUCCUUUCCUAUGGGAAAUGGCUUGACAGUUACGGUGGAUUGAUCCCAAGAUGGGACAUUCUUUUCAAUCUCACAGUUCUUCGGCUCAUAAGCUUUAAUCUGGAUUAUUAUUGGAGCCUCGAUUAUCGAUCGGCGAGUGCUAUGGAGAAGAAACAACUUGACCCCUCGGCCCUGUCUGAGCGGGAUCGUGUGUCUAUUCCUGCCCAUCGAAGCGCGUUCAACUCGACAAACUACGUCGCUUAUGCUCUUUACUCUCCCCUCUACCUCACUGGUCCCAUCAUUACCUUCAACGACUAUAUCUCCCAACAGCGCUAUCCACCCGCCUCCAUUACGAAAUCCCGCACUAUUCUCUAUGGAGUUCGUUUCUUUCUCGCCCUCCUUAGCAUGGAAGUAAUCCUACACUACAUCUACGUCGUCGCCAUCUCCCAAUCCUCUCCAAACUGGUCCGUUUACACGCCUUUCCAGCUCAGCAUGUUAGGGUACUUCAACCUGCACCACAUCUGGCUGAAACUUCUCUUGCCCUGGCGCUUUGCUCGCCUUUGGGCACUCAUCGACGGCAUUGACCCACCCGAAAACAUGGUCCGCUGUAUGUCAGACAAUUACUCAGCUCUCGCUUUCUGGCGCGGCUGGCACCGUUCUUUCAACCGGUGGAUCGUCAGAUACCUCUACGUGCCGCUAGGUGGCGGCGGCAGUAGACCUGCCAAAGCUAACCCGAGCAACGGGAACGGCAACGACAAUUCUGUGGCGUCUACUUCGCCUAUUGUUGCCAAAGCGCGCGGCCUCCUCAACUUCCUGCUCGUUUUCACUUUUGUCGCGCUGUGGCAUGACAUCAACCUCCGCCUGCUCAUGUGGGGCUGGCUCAUCACUCUCUUCGUCCUGCCUGAAAUAAUUGGCACCGCAUUAUUCCCCGCACGUAAGUGGCGCGGUAGCCCGACGACGUAUCGCUUGCUGUGUGGUGCGGGCACAGUGUUCAACAUCUUACUGAUGAUGGCAGCGAAUCUUGUUGGGUUUGCUUUGGGGCUUGAUGGGUUGAAGGGGCUUGUUAGUGGGAUUGUUGGUAGUGUGGGUGGGCUGGUGUAUCUUGUAGGGGCAUGCUUGACCCUAUUUGUGGGCGUGCAGGUCAUGUUUGAGAUUCGGGAAGAGGAGUUGAGGAUGGGAAUCAAUAUGAAGUGUUAAGCUUUUUAUGGAGUCGGGUGAUGGAAAUGUGGGAUAUACAUUUUUUUUCUAAUUCAUUCAUAUUUUCCUUAACACAUUACAUCGGAUUUUCGUUGCAUUGUAUAUAUAUUAUACCAAGUUAUGCCAAUAAUACAGCGCAUUUUUUGCGCUUCUAAUCAUUUCGCCUUGUGCAAUCACUUCUAUGACCUCGGGCCGGUUGUGACAUCCGUUCAGCAAUCAAAUUGAAUACUCCCUUAAUGCCACCUUAACCUCCGCGAUUUCACAUAUCUAAUGCCUUGUGUGGCCUUUGUCUGUCUCCAUGCUCCGCACAGAUACUAUAUCUGCUUUCCCGCAGGACAGGAUUUCUUGAAUUCCGACUCGAAAUUCCCACUUUUUUUCGCCUUCAGUCGCCCUUGCUCUCAAUCUUAACCCACACCAACGAUGAUUGAUAUCUAA